Molecule: messenger RNA, 1760 nt
Organism: Panicum virgatum (switchgrass)
Lineage: Eukaryota; Viridiplantae; Streptophyta; Magnoliopsida; Poales; Poaceae
Exons: 5
Coding region: 1-960 (319 amino acids)
Biological process (GO): protein unfolding; protein transport; 'de novo' cotranslational protein folding
Molecular function (GO): peptidyl-prolyl cis-trans isomerase activity; ribosome binding; protein folding chaperone
Source: RefSeq, a predicted model, not a curated record
AUGGCGGAUCCGGUGGUGGCGGCAGCGGUAGCGUGGGCGGCGGAUGAGCGAUGGGUGCAUAGGCGGGGUUGGUACGCGGACUCUGCUCCGGCCAGAGCUGAGGAGCUGGGAGGAGUUGAGGGGUGGAGAGAGGCGGCGUCCGAGGAGCAGGAGCUCCUCGCCUCCGUUGUCGAGGCCAUCGCAGAGAGGACCGCAGCGCUGACCUCCCCAAGGAGCUCCUCGCCUCAUCUUCGGCCUGCUCGGCUCCUGCGACCGCAAGCACUGCUCCCUCGUCUGCUACCGCUGGCUCGCCAUCGAGGCCUCCUCCCACGCUCCGCCUCGCGCUCGAAGCCCGGGACUGCUGCUUUGACGACGAAGCCUCCACCUCUCCCCACCUCCUUCCUCUGCGGCGGCGCAAGCUUGCGUGCGGGGAGGCGGCGGCGCAGCGUAGCCACUCCUCCCAUCCUCCACGCCGCCGCAUCGUCCUCCUCCUCCAUUUGGCUCCGCCCCCGGUUGCUUGUUUCCAGUGGAGGAACGGGUUUAAGGCACACAUUCCAGCUGGUGUCUGCAGUUGGAUCAGGUCGGGACUCAUCCAUCACUGAGGCCGAGAGGAAGAGCGACCUGUCGCUGGAGAACGUCAAGACGUCCAUCGUGUCGCGCGACGAUGAAAUGAUCAAUGUACGAGUACAGUUGCCUGGGAAGGCAACACAAAAGAUUUUUUAUGAAGCCCUAACAUUCUUGGCUCGUGAUGCACCGCCGGUUCCUGGGUUCAGAAAGUCCAAGGGAGGUAUAGGAGCAUUCCUGCAUCUGUUUUGCUGCUUUCAUUUGACAUGUUCCUCCGUUUUUUCUAUAUGGAGGGAUAGCAGGCUCUCUUGCAAAUAUACCAUGAGAGCAUGGGUACACAAUUCACACUUUCCUACCUUUUUUACACAAAAACAAAUACUAGGCCAUUUUUUUCUUCUAUACACAUCAUGCAGCUAGCCUACUAGGCCAUUUUAUCAGUCAUUUUUAUCCAUAUCACAUCCCUGUAAAAACCGCAACUAACAGUGCACAUUGACAUCAUCUCUUCUAGGGGUCGCGUUCACAUUCUUAUGCAGUAACAAAGUAGUUUGAUAAUAUUUAACUAGCAUUCAAGUAGUACUGAGGUAGCAAUUCAAUAAUAUUUGGUAGGCAAAACAAUAUACUUUUGUUAGGCAUAAUUACGGUCCCCAGCUAGGCAAUAAUAUGGGGGGAAUUAGAAAAUAUUAUAGUUCUGAAUUAUACAAAUCAAUAUACUUCAUUAGGCAACAAACUACCUGGAAUGGACAUCUAAAAUGCUUAUUUGGUAUCAUUAAAAUGCAUACAAAAUAUUAAUCCAAAUGAUCAUGCAUGCACUAGGACCUUUUCUUGCAUGCUAUAUGCUAACUGAUUUGGUUCUCUUUUUUCUCAUUGCUGCUGUUAUUGAGGAACAUAUGCGUGGAAAUCCAAUUGGGGUUGCCUAGAAGCAUGUAUUUACUCUUUGUGAAUUGAUUUCAUUUUGCUCCGAACAUAUAUGCAGAAUGUUAAUAGAGCAACUUGGCAGUCCAAUUAUUGUAAAUUAUAGGAUGGUUAGCCCUUUCUGACUUCUGUCAUUAUCUUUUCCCGAAUUUUAACAAUAAUUUUGGUUGGAACUCAUGGAAUCAUGUUAGCACUAUCCAUCUUUGGUUAGCAUUUCUAUAUUCAGAUAGAGGAACACAUUUCUAUAUUCAUAUCGCUGUUAAUUUGGUUUUCAAGAAUGGAGCUGUGAAAUGGUUAUCUCAUUC